CUUUACUGGGCAUGCUCUGACGUCUGACGGGUUUGUCUUUUCUUUUACUGGCCCACUUACUUCCUACUUCUCACAUUCCUGUCUCUGCUCUCGGUCUGUGAAACGACUCUCCCCUCCAACUGCAGACAUGUCGGACUUCUCAGAAGAUCAGAUUAUUGAGUUCAAAGAGGCUUUCCUCCUCUUCGACCGCACGGGCGAUGGCAAGAUCAGCUUUAGCCAGUGCGGGGACGUCAUGCGUGCUCUCGGCCAGAACCCCGUCAACGCCGAGGUGCUCAAGGUCUUGGGCAACCCCAAAGCCGAGGAGAUGAACCACAAGAUGCUGGACUUUGAGCAGUUCCUGCCCAUGCUGCAGGCCAUCGCCAAGAACAAGGACCAGGGCUCGUUUGAGGACUUUGUGGAGGGCCUGCGCGUCUUCGACAAGGAGGGCAACGGCACGGUCAUGGGCGCCGAGCUCCGCCAUGUCCUCACCACGUUGGGGGAGAAGAUGUCGGAGGAAGAGGUAGAGACGCUCUUAGCAGGACAUGAGGAUGCCAACGGCUGCAUCAACUACGAAGCGUUCGUUCGCCACAUCAUGUCUGGCUGAGUGCCGGAGCUCGUCAGGAUGGUCAUGAACGGUUGAAGAUGCAGGACCAUGGCAUUUUGUGCUUCUAUUAUUAUUAUUUCAUUCCCCUUUUUGCAUAAUUUUUUUUUUUUGUUUGUUUUCUGUGUGUUUAUUUUUUUUCCUGACACAUUUCUGUUGCAUGUGCACACCUUUUUCUUUUAUCCAUUCCCUGAAGCCAAUGCACCUCUCUUGAAGCCCCCGGCUCUCUUGCAUUGGUCCUCAUUUGGGUUUUCUUUUCAGAAGUGCCUUUAUCCCGCCCCGCCCCUCUCACUUUGACUCCUGCCCCUGCUGUCUUUGUCUUUUCUCCCCUGGCGCUCUGGAAUCAGACCUGCAUGAGAGAGAACCAUACUGUGUGCUGACACCAACCUGCAAUAAUAAUACCCUCCUUAGAUGCAGCACAGCCACCCCGUACUCCUGCUAAACGCCACAGUUCACUUGCAAUGCUUGCCCACUGGCAUGAGAAGGGUGUGUGUGUGUGUGUGUGCGUGAGUGUUUGUGUGUGUGAGAGAGAGCGAGUGAUCGAGAGACAAUGCCCCAGUGGCCUGGCCAAAUAUGGUCAGAACAGGCUCCGUCUGGUUCUCUCUUCAACACUCCCUCAUUGCCAGUGCUAUGCAGAAGAUCGAUGUCCGAGGCAACCAAUCAUGAAUUUGAAGUGAAGACCAAUUAAUCUCACAAAGGUUUUAUGUUCUUAAACCCCAUGUAAGAUUCCAUGUUUGAAUAAAAACAAACCUUUAACUGA
This is a messenger RNA of Alosa sapidissima (American shad), 1340 nucleotides long. RefSeq lists its product as uncharacterized. Gene Ontology annotation, cellular component: myosin II complex. Bases 128 to 583 code for a protein of 151 amino acids. The transcript is spliced from 7 exons. Lineage: Eukaryota; Metazoa; Chordata; Actinopteri; Clupeiformes; Clupeidae. The record is from RefSeq and is a predicted model, not a curated record. Gene Ontology annotation, molecular function: structural constituent of muscle; calcium ion binding.